UCUGCCACCGACCUGGACGCCACCCCCAGGACAACGGUCGGCUUUGACGAGCUGUCGGGCAUCCGGCGCUUCAGCACACGCGCCCUCAACUACAGCACCCUGCUGCUGGAGGACGACCUGGGCAUCCUCUACGUGGGCGCCAGGGGAGCCAUCUUCGCCCUCAACUCCAGUGACGUGGCCGACGGCUCCCACCGCACGAUCCACUGGGAAGCCUCCCCAGAGAAGCAGAUGGACUGCCUGCAGAAGGGCAAAAACAACAAGACCGAGUGCUUCAACCACGUGCGGUUUCUGCAGCGGCUGAACAGCACCCACCUCUACGCCUGUGGGACCUACGCCUUCCACCCGCUCUGUGCCACCAUUGAUGCCGACAGGUUCACGUUGCCAUCCCACUUUGAGGAAGGCAAGGAGAAAUGCCCGUACGACCCUGCCCGUGGCUACACCGGCCUCAUUGUGGACGGCGGCUUGUACACGGCCACACGCUAUGAGUUUCGGAGCCUCCCCGACAUCCGUAGGAACCUGCACCAGCGGCCACUGAAGACGGAAGAGUCCCCUCUGCACUGGCUGAACGAUGCUGAGUUUGUGGCCUCUGUGCUGGUCCGGGAGAGCAAGGACAGCCCUGUGGGUGACGAUGACAAAAUCUACUACUUCUUCACGGAGCGGGCAGGCGAGGAGACCACGUCCUUUUUUGACAAGAGCCACGUGGCCCGAGUGGCCCGGGUUGCCCGUGUCUGCAAGAGCGACGUAGGCGGGAAGAAGAUCCUGCAGCGCAAGUGGACGUCCUUCAUGAAGGCACGCCUGGUCUGCUACAUCCCCUACUACGAGGUGCUGCGCAGCGUCUGCAGCCUGGACAGCGGUGGCUGGGCCAGCACUGUCUUCUACGCUGCCUUCACGCUCUCGGCGCAGUGGAGGACCAUGGAGGCCUCGGCCGUGUGCCGCUACAACAUCUCGGCGGUGCAGCGUGCCUUUGAGGGCCCCUACAUGGAGUACCAGGACUCGGCUCGCAAGUGGUCCCGCUACGACGGUGCGGUGCCCGAGCCCCGGCCCGGCUCCUGCAUCACGGACCACUCCCGCAGGAAGGGCUACAACUCCUCGCAGGACCUGCCCAACAGCGUCCUGGACUUUGUUAAGUUGCACCCGCUGAUGUUCGAGGAGGUGAAGCCGGCCGGCGGGGAGCCGCUGCUGGUGAAGAAGAGCGUGGCGUACAGCCGGCUGGCCGUGGACAGGGUGCAGGCCCUCGACGGACGUGCCUACGAUGUGCUCUUCAUGGGGACAGGGGACGGCUGGAUCCACAAGGCCGUGGGGGUGGGUUCCAGCAUCCACAUCGUGGAGGAGGUGCAGGUCAGGGACCCGCAGCCUGUGGAGAGCUUGGUGAUCUCCCAUGCCCAGAGGAGCCUGUACGUGGGGGCGGCCAGCGGGAUCCUGCAGGUGCCUCUGGCUUCCUGCGCCCG
Molecule: messenger RNA, 1448 nt
Organism: Merops nubicus (carmine bee-eater)
Lineage: Eukaryota; Metazoa; Chordata; Aves; Coraciiformes; Meropidae
Product: semaphorin-4G-like
Biological process (GO): axon guidance; semaphorin-plexin signaling pathway; neural crest cell migration
Molecular function (GO): semaphorin receptor binding; chemorepellent activity
Source: RefSeq, a predicted model, not a curated record